CGCGUGCGCGAGCGCGAGCGGCGGGGCUUCCUCGCGGGCCGUCGGGGAGGCGAGCGCCGGUCCUGAGGCGUAGCGGCUGCUGUCAUGAGUUGGUGAUCCAUUGGUUGUGGUCCAACAUGCAGAAGCGCGUGAAUAGUGAAAAGUAGCAGCGCCUGUGGGUCAUGAGGAUGUGUAUGUGUUUGAAGGCUUCUACUCCCUCUUCUUCAGGACGGAAUCAUGAAUAAACUGGAGGAGAAGCAGGACCAGAUGAUACCAUGAAGAGGAGUUUACAGGUCCUCUACUGCCAACUGUUAAGCGUCCUCCUGAUCUUGGCAUUGACUGAAGCACUGGUGUCCGCUGUCCAGGAACCGUCUCCCAGGGAAUCUCUGCAAGCCCUCCCAUCAGGCACCGUGGUGACAACACUGCAUAGCUCUGCUAGACACCCCUCCAUGGUGACCUUGAAACCCCACCCCAGCGGCCCCUCCUCUCAGGCUGCAUCUCCCAUGGCAACGACGACGCCCCAUCCAGACCAGCACCCUUCAGCAAACACCACGUCUGCCAUCGUGACAACAGCAGCCACCCUCCAUUCUGAAGGCGCCCUGCCCACGGGACCCCCUCCAGCUGCCAUGGCAACCACCACCUCCUCCCUCUCAGAGGGCCGCCCCCCAGGGAAUGCUGACCCUACCAUCCUGCCAACAAAGCCAGCAGGAGGAGCCACCAGCUACCCCAGCACAGUGGCCCCCCGGGCUACCACCCGUAGGCCUCCUAGGCCCCCCGGCUCCUCCCGCAGGGGGGCUGGUAGCUCAUCACGCCCUGUGCCUCCUGCAUCUGGCAGCCACUCUGGGAGGAAGGAAGGGCAGCGGGGACGAAACCAGAGCUCCACACACCUGGGACAGAAGCGGCCCCUGGGGAAGAUCUUCCAGAUCUACAAAAGCAACUUCACGGGAUCUAUUGGACCAGACGCUUCUUCUUUUACCCCAGGGACCCCGCUCUGGGGCUAUUCCUCUUCUCCACAGUCCCAGACAGUGGCUGCAACCACAGCACCCAACAGUACCUUGUGGCCCCCAGCCACCCACCCCCUGAUGCCUGCCGAGGACAAGCCAGACCUCAGCAGGGCAGACCAGGGGCCUGGGUCCCCCUUCACUGGCCAAGGAGUGGAGCCGGACACCACAGCAGCCUCAGGUGCCCCAGCCCACCCACAGCCUGCCCCAGUGCCUUCUCAUCAUCCCCGUGGGGACAUGCAGGACAGCCUUAGCCGCAGUGACUCUCGGCUUACUGUCACCCCUGGCACCAACAGACCCCCGUCUGCCAGCUCUGGGCUCUUCACAGCCACCACAGGACCCACCCAGGCUGCCUUUCAUGCCAGUGUCUCAGCCCCUUCCCAGGGGGUUCCUCAGGGAGCAUCCACAACCCCACAGGCACCAGCUCGUCCCCCUGGGGUCCCAGCAAGCACUGUGUCUCCAGUUGAGGAGGGAGCUGCAGCCACCCCCUCCGCGGCCCACAGGGGAUCGAGCCCUUUCUCCACAGUGGUGUCCACAGCCACAGGAAACUUCCUCAACCACCUGGUCCCCGCCGGGACCUGGAAACCUGGAACCGCAGGGAACAUCUCACAUGUGGCCGAAGGGGACAAGCCCCAGCACAGAGCCACCAUCUGCCUGAGCAAGAUGGACAUCGCCUGGGUGAUCCUGGCCAUCAGCGUGCCCAUAUCUUCCUGCUCCGUCCUGCUGACCGUGUGCUGCAUGAGGAGGAAGAAGAAGACGGCCAACCCCGAGAACAACCUGAGCUACUGGAACAAUGCCAUCACCAUGGACUACUUCAACAGGCACGCCGUGGAGCUGCCAAGGGAGAUCCAGUCCCUGGAGACGUCCGAGGACCAGCUCUCAGAGCCCCGCUCCCCAGCCAACGGCGACUACCGAGACACUGGGAUGGUCCUCGUGAACCCCUUCUGUCAGGAAACACUGUUCGUGGGAGGCGAUCACGUGUCCGAGAUCUGACUACAGCAGCCUUUGCUUUGCCAGUCCCUAUUUUCAUCUCCAAAUUAUAAAUACACAAAUAUAUAUAUAUAUAUUAUAAAUAUAACCUUUGUGUAAUUCCGACUUAAAUGAGAAACAUUUUCAGCUUUUUUUUUCCUAAGAAUUGUCAACAUCUUUUUUAUAAGUGUGGUUUAAAAAAAAACUUUACAGAAUGAUCUGUGGCUUUAUAAAAUAAAGAUAUUUCUAAGCAAAGCAGUUGCACUGAUUGCUUCUCUUAAUAACUGUUCGUGAACACUAAGCAGAUGAGGUAAGAGGCAGACCUACUGUAAAAGCUGAAUGUUAAAAUGACCAAGUGUAAGAUCCUCGGAGUGAUUCUUCAAGUACUGCUUCCGCUUGGUUUGCUGUAACCCAGCUCCUCCCUCGUCGUUCGCACAGUGGGAAGGCAGCUGGGCCUCCUGGGGGAGAUGGCAGAGUCAGGCACAAAGCAGGAAAAGGAACCGCACAGCCCCCAGAGGAAGGGACCUCUGCACCACUGGAUGUCAAGUUCGUUCCAGGUGGCGGAUGGAAGGCAACCCUCAGGGGUUGUGGGGGACAUUGGCAUCCAAAGGCCACAUCUCCCCGGCUUCACGGGGCAGAGAGCUUCCAUCGUGCCCACUCGGGGCUGCCUGUUCUCGGCAGGAGGCGGCACCCCUUCAGCCCUUUCCUGCGUCUGCUACAGGACCCAUGGGUGCCCCUGUCUCAGAGAGGAUUAGAUACAGAUCCCAACCCUAGAAUGCCCGUCCUUCAAGGAUCAGAUGCUCUUUGUGGUUUGGGCUUGUUUCCUCCAAAGGCCAAGGUCACCCCUGAAGAACGUGCUUAUCUGGGAAGUCUACAGCUGUAGUUUUGAAACCUUCCUCCUGCAAUCUCAGAACAGUGACUGGCGUAGGAGAAGCGUUAAUCUCCUUGCCUUGGUGUUGAAGACCUGCUGGCCUCUCCCCCCGACCCGUGCUGUCCCCUCACCCCUGUGGGCUGGUGCCAACGGGUCAGACCCACAGAGACACAGUAGGAGCUUCCAGGGGUAGCUGCUGCUCUAUUUUUCCCUAAUAGCUGCUGGCUUGGAGAGAGAACUGCUCCAAUGCUUCUUUACUCUAAAAGAAAAUAGUUUGAUAGUAUAUUUUCAAGAUAGAUGUUCUGACAGACUGGGAGUUGAACUUGAAUGUUGGUUCACAUGUUUGUGUUGUUGCUGUGGUCUUUUUAUCAUGAUGCUUUUCCUUCCUACAUUUUCCUUACUAAGAAAGAGAUGGCCUUCAACACUGUGUGUUCUCAAUGUUGUGAGUGCAACUGUUGUCACUUCAAAGUCUUUAGCCCACAAAGAAGCAAGUCCAAUGUUACUUGGGAUUUAUUUUCUAACAUGUUGCUGUCGGACCAGUUUAACCUUAUCAUAUUAUUUCUGUUAGCAAUUGCAUCUACUAUUAUCAAUGUGUAUGAG
Molecule: messenger RNA, 3420 nt
Organism: Lepus europaeus (European hare)
Lineage: Eukaryota; Metazoa; Chordata; Mammalia; Lagomorpha; Leporidae
Gene: TMEM108
Product: transmembrane protein 108
Exons: 6
Coding region: 255-1973 (572 amino acids)
Biological process (GO): dendrite extension; postsynaptic density organization; retrograde axonal transport
Cellular component (GO): endosome membrane; early endosome; axon
Source: RefSeq, a predicted model, not a curated record